Messenger RNA from Acanthamoeba castellanii str. Neff, 294 nucleotides. RefSeq lists its product as uncharacterized. The record is from RefSeq and is a predicted model, not a curated record. The coding region runs from base 1 to 294 and encodes 97 amino acids. The transcript has 4 exons. Lineage: Eukaryota; Discosea; Longamoebia; Acanthamoebidae.
AUGGAGAGUAGAAGACCGGAUCUGCUCGCCCCGCUUCUGCGGCUGCCCCGCCCCGUGGUGCUGGCGCUGGCCUUCGCCGGAGGAAGGCUGUCGGUGCUGGCGGCGGUGGCGGCGGAGGCGGAGCCCGCUCUGCUAGCGGUUCCUCGGCGUCUGGUGGUAUUCUUCGCUUCUACUCGGAGGACGCCGAAGGGCUUCAAGUGUACUCAGCCGACCGUGGUGAUCGUGGUGAGCCUGGUGUUCAUCGGCGUCGUCAUUUUCAUGCACCUGUGGGGCCGCUUCUUCCUGCGAGGAUAA